Ictalurus punctatus (channel catfish) is the source of this 3173-nucleotide messenger RNA. It is a transcript of the gene dmtf1, whose product is annotated as cyclin D binding myb-like transcription factor 1. NCBI's taxonomy places the organism in Eukaryota, Metazoa, Chordata, Actinopteri, Siluriformes, Ictaluridae. Gene Ontology annotation, biological process: regulation of transcription by RNA polymerase II. Gene Ontology annotation, cellular component: nucleus. Bases 617 to 2602 code for a protein of 661 amino acids. The record is from RefSeq and is a predicted model, not a curated record. The transcript is spliced from 17 exons. Gene Ontology annotation, molecular function: DNA-binding transcription factor activity, RNA polymerase II-specific; RNA polymerase II cis-regulatory region sequence-specific DNA binding.
CCCUCAGAGAGCUCGAGUUGUGUAAAUCGUGUUUGUGUAAUGAAAUCUGCGGCCAUUUAAACACCGCCACACCGAUGUGGAAGUCACCGGCGGCAUGCAGCGGCAUUUCCGAGCGAACAUGGCGUCUGAUUUUCUCUUUCUCUGCUACAUUAUUCUACUGCAGCCUGCAGCUACUGACACACUGAAGCAUGGACACUGUCUUCUGAGCAGAUUACACUUCAUUUACUCACUAUCUUGCUUCAGUUUUAGAAAAAAUAAAUAAAGUUACAGAUGAUUUUGAAUUUAUUUUUACAUCGCUAACAACCUCAGAAAAGCCAAAUGUUUCAUAGGAAAUAUUCAGUCCUCUUUCUACUGAAGAUGUGAAAUAAAUCUAUGAUCAUUAUUAUUAGUAGUAGGUUAAAUUGUUAUAAACUAUUGAACUUUUGCUGAAGUUCAAUAACUAAAGCUUUUGGCUACUGAUCAGAAGAUCAUGAGUUCAAAUCCCAGCCAAUUGGAAAUCAUCAGCCAGAUAGGAAUGUAUCAGAGCUGUGAGUAUUACCUGAUACAGAUCCGAUACCCGAUACAGAUCCGAUACCUGAUACAGAUCCGAUCCUGACCUCCGCUGUUGAAGCUGAGCAUGAACGCAGGAGAUGUCUCGGGCUCCGUGGCUUUGGACUCUGUCAGUUCUGUCACUUUCACACAGGACACUGACGGCACCAUCAUCCUGCACUGUGCUCAGAACGAUGACGGGCCAUUGGGGCCGGACGAGGAACACGAUCCCAUUCAUAAACGGUUGCGUUUGUCCAGCGAGGAGACAGACGACCCCACCUCCACGCCGUCUGCUUACUCAGUCGUCGCACUUCCACUUUCGGAGCGCGAGGAGAGCUUCGAGGUGACGAUGACGGCGACGGAAAUGAACGACGAUCUGGAUCUGGAUCAGGACAGCGGAGAGCAAUCGAAGGAUGAGUUGUCCUCCACACGUAAAACUAACGACGUGACGGCAGUCAGCCAAGCCUGGUUUACGACGAAAGAGGACAAGAACACGUUAGUGAACAAAGGUCACAAGUGGAAACAAGGGAUGUGGUCGAAGGAGGAGAUUGAUAUAUUGAUGAGUAACAUUGAAAACUACCUCAAGAACCGGGGGAUUCAGGACCCUUCAGAGAUCAUCUUUGAGAUGUCAAAAGAAGAGCGAAAGGAUUUUUACCGUAGCAUCGCGUGGGGUUUGAACCGUCCCCUGUUCGCAGUUUACAGACGCGUGUUGCGCAUGUAUGACAAUCGCAACCACGUAGGCAAAUACACGCAAGAGGAAAUCGAUAAACUGAAAGAGCUAAGGCAGAAGCAUGGAAACGACUGGGCCACCAUCGGGGCAGCUCUCGGACGCAGUGCCUCGUCAGUGAAGGACCGCUGCAGACUCAUGAAGGACACGUGCCAUACAGGUAAAUGGACGGAGGAAGAAGAGAGGAGGCUGACUGAGGUUGUGCAUGAGCUAACGGGCACCGAGGCCGGUGAUGUGGUGACUCAGGGCGUGUCCUGGGCAUCAGUGGCUGAUCUGGUUGGCACGCGCUCGGAGAAACAGUGCCGCUCCAAAUGGCUCAACUACCUGAACUGGAAACAGAGCGGAGGCACAGAGUGGACCAAAGAGGACGAUAUCAACCUCAUCCGCAGUGUGUGCAGGAUCAUUGAGCUGGUGGUGGAAGAUGAGAAUGAAAUAAACUGGGAUAUUUUGGCUGAGGGAUGGAGCAGCGUUCGCUCUCCUCAGUGGCUCCGGAGCAAAUGGUGGACCAUUAAAAGACAAGUGGCCAACCACAAAGACCUUCCGUUUCCUGUCUUGCUGAAAGGACUGCAGGAUGUUGUGGAAGCUCCGUCGUCCACAGUGAAUAAAGUGGUGGUGGUGGGCUCGCGCUCCGUUCACGCCUCGUCCAGCCCAGUCACCGCGUUACAGAUCCCCGUACAGAUCCCUGUACAGAUCACACACGUCUCUUCUUCAGACAACACGAGCGGGAGCUCUGAAAGCGGGACGAUUACACUGAACCCCGGCGCGCUGCAGACGUUUGAACUUCUGCCAUCCUUCCACUUGCAGCCCACCGGCACCCCUGGUACCUAUUACCUCCAGACGGGGUCCAAUCAGGGCCUUCCGCUCACACUCUCCGCCAAUUCCACCGUUACACUCGCAGCCGCAGGAUCGCCUGGCUCACCAGAGCAGAUCAUCUUACACAGCCUCGGCGGAGACAGCCUGAGCGACAACGUUACAGUGCAAAUGUCUCACCCUGGGAUCAUAAUCCAGACAGUGACAUCAGAAGACCUUCCCGACCCUCUUGACCAAUCAGAGUUGACGCCAGAGCAGGACUUGGCCAACGAGGAGGCUGCCGAGGGGCCGGAGUGCUCGAAGGAAGGGGAGGAGUCGAGUGAGCAAAGCUCUAAAGACAUGCAAGAGGACUCGGCAGAUAAGAGUUCGAAAUUAAAGGAGGACGCGGUGAACAGUGGGAUAGGUGACGGCGCGGUGCUAAUCGUCCCAUCACCGAGCAGCUUCAUCCCGGCCGGCGACAUCACCACCGACUCUGUCCUUCCCGUCGGUACACUGACAGAUCCCAUUCUUCAGAACCAGGAGGACGGCUCAGACUGACGAGCGCCUGUACGGUGGCCAUCAUGGAACCGUGCUGUCAGUUUUGUGCGUCUAAUGCGAGAGAACAUUGGAUGUUUGUGGGUAAACAAGCCACCGUUCUCAAUACAUCCUGCUGUAGAGGGCUAGUAUUAUCGUGAAGGCCAUGUGGUGUGAGCUGGGAGAGUCAGAAACGUGUGCGUAUCACAGGGAGCGCACACACACACACACACACACACACACACACACACGUUUACUUCUAUGGAUCUGUAUAAUGUCAGAAUAUUUGUAGAUCUGUACAUGUAAUGCAAUUAUGGACAAAGUGCAUUCAUAGAACUUUUUUUUUUUUUAUGGUUCACUGAGAAGAAAAGCAUUACACUGAAAUCGGACUAUUUUAACAGACAUCUGAGUACAGCUUUCUCAUUCACAUUUUAUGAAACUUGCACUGUUUCCAUGUUCGAUUAUGAUCACGUGUUAGCCAAGAGCCAAACGUCGGCUUGUGCGGACAGAUGUUUAUUUAUCAAAGGGUUACUUUUUCUAUGUGAGUGUAUGGUCUUGUGUUUAUUUAUUGAAUAAACAAAAUGUUAUUCAUUCA